CAAUGUCUGGUGCAUUGGCAGAACAGGAGAAAAAGGGCGGUUCGGCGCCGUCCUCUGCUCACAGUGAACCUCUGCACUCUGAUCUGGAAGCUCGCAGGGUUUCUGGCACGACACCGACACCUCUGGAUGUACUGGAUCAGAUCAAGGCAACGGAUGAGGCGCAUCCUAUGCAUUGGUCGUUAUGGAAGAAGUGGUUCGUCAUCACCGUCUAUUGUCUACUACAGGUCUACGUGACCAUGACUUCCACAAUGUACGUCUCAGUCGAGACCUUCAUCCAGGAACGGUUCCCUAGUACGACACAAGUCGUGACGCUUGGCCAAUCAAUGUUUAUCAUCGGAACUGCUGUUGGACCUGUUUUCCUCGGACCUUUGUCAGAUCUCGGAGGCCGCAAAUGGGUAUAUGUUGGAUCUAUCUUGCUCUAUGCCAUUCUCAACAUUGGCUGUGCUUUGGCAUACAACCUGCCCAUGUUGAUCAUCUUCUGUUUCCUGAUUGGUGUUGCUGGAUCUACUGCUUUGUCUAACGUUGCUGGAACCAUUAUUGACCUUUUGGCCGAAGAUGGUGCAGGCCAGCCAAUGGCCCUCUUCGUACUCUCCUCAAACUACGGUGCGAGUUUGGGCUCGCCAAUUGGUGAAUGGAUCGGCAUCAACCCAAACAUGGGAUGGCGCUGGNNAUUGUCAGCCUUCUACAUGAACAUCAUCUUUGGUGGUGCUUUUGCUCUCGUGAUGUGCUUCAUGCCCGAGACGCUACCUUCUAUUGUCAUCUCAAGAGCGGUCAAGAAGCGCAACACUGACGACCCCAACGCCAAGGUCGUCGCUGCCGAGUUGACCAAGGUCAAUGUGUUCCAAGAGAUCCGCUUCGUCUUGACAAUGGCGUUGCGCAUCAUGUUCACUGAACCCAUCGUCAUCUUCCUCGGCUUCUAUAACGGUUUCGCCUACNNGGGUCAUCUGCUCUUCCUCUACCUCGAUGGUGUCUUUGAUGUCUUUGUGGAUAACAACGGUCUCAGCUACGUGGGCGCCAGUCUCUCGUACCUCAACUUCUGCGUCGGCGUGACCUGCAUGUUCAUUUUUGUUCCCGUCCAGACCUACCUCUUCCGCAAAGACCGCAUCAAGCACGGCAAGCACCGCCCCGAAGCCCGCUUCCUUACCUCUCUGGUCACCGUCUGGUUGUUCCCCAUCACAAUCUUCUGGUUCGCAUUCACCUCCAACGGUGAAACCUCUUACUGGUCUCCCAUUGUUGCUGGCGGUGUCCUCGGAUUCUGCGACCCAUUGCUCUGGUUGGGUAUGCUGAACUACCUCGGCGAUACCUAUAGCAAUGUUGCCGGAUCGGCUGUGGCUGCUUUCUUGAUCCCGUCUUUCUUGAUUGCGGCAGCUAUGUGUCAUGCCGGUGUUGCCAUGUUCGAAAACAUGAGUACCACUUGGGCGUUUGCGACUCUGGCUUUUGUCUCCUUGGGUCUGGUCGCUUUGGUGUAUAUCCUUUACUUCUUUGGACCUAUGCUCAGGAGACGCAGUAAGCUGGCGAACGUUUAC
Molecule: messenger RNA, 1526 nt
Organism: Aureobasidium vineae
Lineage: Eukaryota; Fungi; Ascomycota; Dothideomycetes; Dothideales; Saccotheciaceae
Source: the annotation of a GenBank genome assembly